Messenger RNA from Oenanthe melanoleuca, 1758 nucleotides. Its product is annotated as class I histocompatibility antigen, F10 alpha chain-like. NCBI's taxonomy places the organism in Eukaryota, Metazoa, Chordata, Aves, Passeriformes, Muscicapidae. Gene Ontology annotation, biological process: immune response. Gene Ontology annotation, cellular component: external side of plasma membrane. The record is from RefSeq and is a predicted model, not a curated record.
GGGGGCGGGGCCAGCGCUGUUGGCGAGCAGCGCGAUGGCUCCAGCGCUGGGGUUGGGGCUGCUCGUGGGGCUCCUGGGGCUCCUCUGGGACUCUGGGGGCGCGGCGAGAAUUCUCCACUCCCUGCGUUACCUGCGUGUGGCAGUAUCGGAGCCCAGCCCAGGGAUCCCCCAGUUCAUGUCCAUUGGGUACCUGGAUGGGAUCCCCUUUGUGCGCUAUGACAGUGAGCGGGGCCGGAGGGAGCCACUGACACAGUGGAUAAAGGAUGGAGCUGAGCCAGAAUAUUGGGAUGAGGAGACUCAGAUCUGUGUGGGGAAGCAGCAUAUGUUUGCCAGGAACCUGGAGAUACUGCGGGACCGGUACAAUCAGAGCAGGGGUCUCCACACUGUGCAGCGGCUUUCCGGCUGUGACCUCCUGUCUGAUGGGAGCAUCCGUGGAUCCCGCCGGGAUGGCUACGACGGGAGGGAUUUCAUCUCCUUUGACCUAGAAUCCAGGAGAUUCGUGGCAGCCAACAGCGCUGCUGAAGUCACCAGGAGGUACUGGGAAGGUGAAACAAAUGAGGCUGAGAGGGUGACGAAUUACCUGGAGCACGUCUGCCCGGAAUGGCUCCAGAAAUAUGUCAGAUAUGGGCAGAAGGAGCUGGACCGCAAAGAGCCCCCUGAUGUCCACGUGUCUGGAAAAGAGGAACACAGGAUGCUAAUCUUGUCCUGUCACGCGUACGGAUUCUACCCCCGCACCAUCGCAGUCAACUGGAUGAAGGGGGAUGAAAUCUGGGAUCAGGAGACGGAGUGGGGCGGGGUCGUUCCCAACAGUGAUGGCACCUUCCACACCUGGGCCAGGAUCGAGGUGCGGCCGGAGGAGUGGGAGCAGUACCGGUGCCGGGUGGAGCAUCCCGGAAUGUCGGAGCCCGGGAUCUUCGCUUGGGAGCCGAGAUCUGGCAGGAAUCUCACCGUGGUGGUCGCUGUGUCCAUCACUGCCAUCAUCAUCCUCACUGUCCUCAUUGGAUUCAUUGUCUGGAGGCGCCAAUCUGGAAGGGUGGACAGGAAUGAAUACAGCAUGGCAGCCAGAAAUGACAUGGGAGCAAUGUCUUGACCGCAAUAAUCACCACUUCAGUGAUCCACGGAGCUGGAUCUGGCCCCUUCCCUCUUCCCAGGAAAGCUGAGAACUGUCAGCAGAGCUCAUCCUGCUGCUACCAGCCACCCACAGCUCUUGCUAACUGAAACACUAAUCUUAGAAAAUUAGGAUUUUAGUUACCUUGUUGAAAACAAUUAAAAGUUAGAAGGGAGUAGUUAUCUGAAACUUAAAUAAUUGAUUGUCUGUCAUUUUAUGUUUGCUCAGCUUCGCUUACAAUGGGAAAAGAUGAAACUAGUGAGCAGACCCAAAGAAACACAGAGAAUGCAACCAAAAACCCAUUCUUUGAAAAACUGGACUAUCCCCAGAAAUCAUUUGUAUUGUCAUUGAUAGAAAAGGUCGAGAGUUUAGGGUGAGGAAGACUUGCCUUACUUCCUCCUUUUAAGACCCCUCCCCAUGAAAAUGACCCCAGACUUAAUUUAAGAAGUCAAUCACGCAUGCUUAAUAGCUAUUCAAGCUAAUUACCACAGGAAGCGGGGGAUGGGAGGGACUGUUUUUAUGAAUAUGUAUCUAUUUGAAUCCUUUGCUAAUAAAUAGACUUUGUGAUCACCUGUGAUUUUGCAGUGGGUAUUAGAGGAUUACCUCACGCUGCUGUCCAGCGCUGAAUAAACAUACACUUUCUAACUUUA